AAACCUUUGAGAAUCUCUCAAAAUAGUCGUGAGAAGGCACAUUCCAACUUUUUUCUUAAAUAAAUGCGGAAACUUCGGAUUUAAAUCCGAGAGUUAUGUGUACUUCAAAAAGUGACUCAUACGGAUCAGUCAUCCUAGAAUGUCUGAACAUGAAAAUUAUACUGGGGAACCUACGAUUUCAAAUGUUGAUUUCUAUUGCGCGUUGCCAAACGAAUAGAAUUUGGGACCGAAUCAGGGGUGGAACCGGUUGAGAAAUAUUAAAACGAUCCGGUCCGACCGGUUGAAAAAUCCUACCGGUCCGGUCCGGCCGGAAACCGGCCGGUUGGAAUCUCAUGUCCAACCGGUGGAAAAAUGUCGAAUUUUUUUUUGAAAACUGAUUUUUAGAAAAAAUCGCUCCAAAUAUGAAAUAGUUGAAGGCGCAUGUAAAAGACGCUCAUCAUAAUGAAUCUUUUUAAAGAGAACCUCAGGAAAAACGAUUAAUAUAACAUAUGUUUUGAGCACUUUUUUACCUAUUCUGACCGAAAAAACAUGUGAUACCUUAGUUUUUAUGGUCAAAGACAGGAUUAACAAAGAAGAUUUUUGAAAGAUUUCAACCGGUGAAAUUCCGGUCUUUACUGGCCCGGUUGAUUUCUUCAACCGGUCCGGUACCGGUUUGCCGGACCGGUUCCAACCCUGGAUCGAAUACAGCUCAAGUUUGAACUCUUUCCCUUGAUUUAUCCUACGAAAGUCGUUUUUCCUAUAACUUCAUUUCUAUUGGUCACUGCACAACUAAUAGUAUUUCGAUGGAAGUGCAGUACACAUUCGAGUUCUCCGUCUUUGAAAACCUCGAAAUAUCAACACUGUGAUCGGAAGAUAAAGCUCUGUUUGUGGAUCAAUUAGAUAGUGGACCAAAAUAUAACCUAGUUCUCUUUUAGUAUCCUUGUGAUAGAUGAGUCAACCUUCUUGCUUCUUUAUGUUUUAUAUAUUAUUUUGUAGCUCUUGAAAUUCUCUAUCGAAUGGUAUAUAAUAGUUGGGGUUUUAAUUGACUAUGAUAGGAAAAGUCUUUUACGAAAGCGGGGAUGGGUCGAUUUUUUCAUAGGAAGCUAUAGGAGAAAAUGGGUAUUUUUGCAAUAACUCAGGAACGGCUCGGCCAAUCCUUCUCAUUUUCGAACUCGACCGAGAUAUUGUAAAGACUGAACUGUGUAGAAAAUUUCAUCAUGAUCGGACUCUCCUUUCCAAAGUUAUCGUGUAAACGGACGGACGGACACCCUGACCGAUUCUAGUAGUGUACUCACUUUUUGAGUACACUAAUAAGAAAAAAAAACAAGUAAAGAUUUCCAAUAAAAUAUAUUUAACUAUUAAUAAAUAAAUAAAAAGGGAAAAGGGAGAUUCACUUUGUUUUUUAUUCUUAUGUUCCUCUAAAUAUAUUUUCCAUCUUUUUUACGAUAAAUUUGAACCACUUUAUUUUCUUCGUGAAAAAGUUGUCGUCUUUUAAUUCAUUGAUAAACAUCGAGAAGAAACAUAUAAAUAUCGCAAUUUCUAAUUAAUCAUUGUUUCAUUCAAUCAGAAAAAUAAUUUCUUGUAAUUAAUUUUUUGCUCAAAAACAGAAUCAACCGCACACUCAAGAUUUGAAAUUGGUCAUUAGCAGAUUUAGUUAGUCCGGUUUUUCGAUUCUCAUCAUGUUUAAAUACAAAAUCUACUUAUGAGAAAAAAUUUGGUUAAAUAAAAUUAUUCAAAUUUUUUAUAACAACAAAAAAAAGCAGCAUCGAAUUAAACAUUUCUUUGUAUCUAAUUUAUUAAGAUUUUAGAUUAAAAAAAAUAUAAUCAAUCAAUAGUCAUAAUCGUCAUGGAAGUUCAUUAGGAAGUUCAUCUUUACUUUAUUCAUCAAAUGAAUCAUUAUAUAAUGAAUCAAAUUUUGAAGAGAAUGAUGCUGGUUUAUCAAAAUUACCAUUCGUUUUAAAUUUUAAUGUUAAUAUAACAUGUAAAGAAGUACGUGGUUUAAAAUCAAUUCCAACAAAUCGUAUUGUUUAUUGUACAAUGGAAGUUGAAGGAGGAGAAAAAUAUCGAACUGAACAUGCUGAAGCUGGAAAACCUGUUUGGGAAUCUUUAGCUGAAUUUUCAACAAAUCAAAUUUUACCUAUUAUUAACGUUAAAGAUUUUAUGGAAAAUCCUGGUUUACUUAGUUUACAUGAUAAUAAACUUGGAAAAUUAUCUUUACAAAUUGAUCCUAUUUUUAAUAAAACAAAUUGGUGGAUUGAUAUGAUUAAAUGUAAAUAUACAUCAAAUGAACAAUUUAAAUUUAAAUUAGAUGUUAGAAUGGAAAAACCACAAAAUCUUAAAAUGUGUGGAUGGUGCUAUGCUAGAGGAAAAAAUGUAUGGAAAACAUGGAAACAACGAUAUUAUGCACUUGUUCAGGUAUCUCAAUAUUGUUUUGCAACAUGUAGUUAUCGUGAAAGAAAAUCCGAACCAACUGAAAUGAUGCCACUUGAAGGUUAUACUGUUGAUUAUGCUGAACCUGAUAAUGCUGUACGUGAAGGUGAUGUUGUUACAUUUGCAACAAAUGAAGAAAAUGAACGACAUAGUUGGGUACAAGCAUUAUAUCGUGCUACUGGUCAAUCACAUAAACCAACACCAAUAACCCAAAUUAAUAAAUUAAAUUCAACAUCAGGACAAAAAGAUCUUUCAGAUUCUGAUCGUUCAAAAAAUCUUGGUUUUGAUGAAUAUAUACAAAGUGAUCCAUGUAAAUUUGACCAUCGUGAUUUAUUUAAAACAUUGCAAACGGCAACAUUAGAUUUUCGACUUAAUGAUCCGUACUAAUAUUAUUUACAACAAUAUCCAUUAACUGAUUAUCGUCAUAUAGAACAAUCUCGAAAUGAUUUAAUUCGUGUUAAAAAUCUUCUUAAAUUAGGUGGAUCAAUUCGUUCAUUUGAAGGUCAAUGUUUAUUAGCUAAAUUAUAUUAUGCUCAAUCACGUUAUGAUGAAUGUUUAACAUAUGUUAAUUUAGCAAUUAAUUCAAUACCAAAUGAUAUUAAUCAACAACCAAAUAGAUCUUCUUUAUUACUUGCAGAAAUUUGUGCACUUAAUGGACUUUUAUUAGAAAAAAAAAUGAAAAUUUAUUUGAAAUAA
Molecule: messenger RNA, 3105 nt
Organism: Rotaria sp. Silwood2
Lineage: Eukaryota; Metazoa; Rotifera; Eurotatoria; Philodinida; Philodinidae
Source: the annotation of a GenBank genome assembly